Messenger RNA from Rhizophagus irregularis DAOM 181602=DAOM 197198, 2390 nucleotides. RefSeq names its product NADH dehydrogenase (ubiquinone) 78K chain precursor 5-prime end. Gene Ontology annotation, molecular function: NADH dehydrogenase (ubiquinone) activity; iron-sulfur cluster binding. NCBI's taxonomy places the organism in Eukaryota, Fungi, Glomeromycota, Glomeromycetes, Glomerales, Glomeraceae. The record is from RefSeq and is a predicted model, not a curated record. Gene Ontology annotation, biological process: ATP synthesis coupled electron transport; cellular respiration. Gene Ontology annotation, cellular component: membrane.
CACAAGUUACAACCCAAUAAUUUCGAAUUUCUCGCAUAUUAUCAAAUGUCGAAAAUUCUUUCCAAUUCAACUCUCACAAGAAGAUUCGGCCCCCUCGUACACAGAACCAUAGGAGUUCGUGCUUUCAACUUAAGUACGCCUAGAAAACAAGAAAUUGAAGUAUUUGUAGAUAACAAUCCUGUUACGAUAGAACAAGGAAGUGCUGUAAUUCAAGCAUGCGAAAAGGCUGGCUAUACAAUACCUCGCUUCUGCUAUCACGAGCGGUUAUCUGUUGCCGGUAAUUGCCGAAUGUGUCUUGUUGAAUUGGAAAGGUCACCAAAACCUAUCGCUUCUUGCGCAAUGCCUGUUAUGCCUGGAAUGAAAAUAAAAACUGAUACACCACUUGUGAAAAAGGCACGUGAAGGUGUAAUGGAAUUUUUAUUAGCUAAUCACCCUUUAGAUUGUCCAAUUUGUGAUCAAGGUGGGGAAUGUGAUUUGCAAGACCAAGCCGUACGUUAUGGUAGUGAUCGAGGUAGAUUUCAUGAAAUUGCCGGAAAACGUGCAGUUGAAGAUAAAGAUUUUGGACCUUUAGUUAAAACGAGUAUGAAUAGAUGUAUUCAUUGUACUCGCUGUGUUAGAUUCGCGAAUGAAGUUGCAGGAGUUCCAGAUUUAGGUACAACUGGAAGAGGCAGCGAAAUGCAAAUUAGUACCUAUAUUGAACGUACAUUAAAUUCAGAAAUGUCUUCAAAUAUCAUUGAUUUAUGCCCUGUUGGUGCAUUAACUGCAAAACCAUAUGCUUUUUCAUAUCGACCAUGGGAACUUAAAACAACAGAAUCGAUUGAUGUUUUAGAUGCUAUUGGUAGUAAUAUUAGAGUAGAUUCAAGAGGAGUGGAGGUUAUGCGAAUCUUGCCUAAAUUAAACGAAGAAGUGAAUGAAGAAUGGAUUUCUGAUAAAACCCGAUUUGCUUUUGAUGGGUUAAAGAGGCAGAGACUUACUAUGCCCUUAGUUCGUCAAGCUGGUAAAUUUGUAGCUGUUACAUGGGAACAGGCCCUAUUACAUGUUGCUAACGAAAUUCAUAAGGUUAAAGGUUCUGAAGCAAAAGCAAUUGCCGGUCAGCUUGUAGACACUGAAAGUUUAGUUGCUCUUAAGGAUCUAUUUAAUCGCAUUGGUUCAGAUAAUUUUGCCAUGGAUACUGCUAAUGGAUCUCAAGUACCUGCUCAUGGUGCUGAUUUUAGGUCAAAUUACCUUUUGAACAAUAAGAUUAUUGGUGUUGACAAAGCUGAUGUAUUGUUAUUAGUGGGCACUAAUCCACGUCAUGAAGGCCCUAUACUCAAUACUAGGAUUUUUAAGAGUUAUGUUCAUAAUGGUUUGGAUGUUGGAUUAAUAGGCCAUGCUGUCGAUACUACUUAUGAAUAUGAUCACGUUGGUACUAAUAGCGAAGCACUUGAAAGUAUACUAAAUGAAAGUCAUCCAUUCUCUAAAAAGAUUGCUGAAGCCAAGAGACCAAUGGUUAUAGUUGGUAGUGGUGUCCUAGAUAAUCCUGAUUCCGAAUACGUGUUUUCUACAGUAUCCAAAAUAGCAAAAAAACAUGAGAAUUUGUUCUUCCAAGACGACGAUUGGAAUGGAUACAACGUAUUACAAAGGUCUGCAAGUCGAGCUGCAGCUUAUGAUGUAGGAUUUAUUCCAUCUGCAGAAACUUCAAAAAUCACACCUAAGUUCCUUUAUUUAUUGGGCGCGGAUGAAAUUACUCCGCAAGAUAUACCAAAAAAUGCAUUUGUAGUUUACCAGGGACAUCAUGGUGAUACUGGUGCACAUUAUGCUGAUGUAAUCCUUCCUGGAGCUGCUUAUACAGAAAAGAGUGUUACAUAUGUAAACACUGAGGGUCGAUCACAGUUGACACGGGCAGCGGUCCCACCUCCAGGUGCUGCACGUGAGGAUUGGAAGAUCAUCCGGGCCUUAUCGGAGGUAGCUGGUAUUACAUUACCAUAUGAUAAUAUAUAUUCACUUCGCAAUCGUAUGAAUGAUAUUGCUCCACAUCUUACACGAUAUGAUCUUGUUGAAAAUGUGAUUAAUCCUGGAUUAGGUCUUACACAACUAAUGAAUAAAACCAUAAAAUCAACAGGAGCUAUAUUCAAGUCUGUGAUCCAAGAUUAUUAUAUGACUGAUAGUAUUUCACGGUCUAGUCAAACAAUGGCCAAGUGCUCUGCUGCUUUUACAGAUAAUGGGAAAUAGAAACUGAUGUUUAAAAAAAUAGACAUCACAAUAUUACUUAUCACAUUAUGAAAUUAUUUAUGGAUUUAUUGUAUAAAUAAAAAAAAAUGAGUUUUAAAUAGUAAAAACUUUACUAUUGCCUUCCAUUAUUGAUAGUAUUAAUUAACUAUACUAUAUUAAUUCUUAACAAGGUGGGUUAU